Penicillium longicatenatum is the source of this 1185-nucleotide messenger RNA. RefSeq names its product protein kinase domain-containing protein. Gene Ontology annotation, biological process: protein phosphorylation. Lineage: Eukaryota; Fungi; Ascomycota; Eurotiomycetes; Eurotiales; Aspergillaceae. The transcript has a single exon. The coding region runs from base 1 to 1185 and encodes 394 amino acids. Gene Ontology annotation, molecular function: ATP binding; protein kinase activity. The record is from RefSeq and is a predicted model, not a curated record.
AUGCAAUUAUCGCUGCAAACGAAUCACGAUGGGAAAGGUCUCGGGAUUCAAACCCCAACUCCCAUAUCAGCAUCAAGGUCAACGCUCACGCCGCCCGUGACUCCGAUCGGGAAAGACAGCGACGUCGAACACUUAAUCCCGGUUGGCGCCACCCCCGCUGAAACAGCUUCGGAGUUGAAACGCAGUAUCUCGUCUCCGCUGCGCUUUACCGAUGACCUGAAAGUGGAUUACGAUUCGGAGGAACGUCCCAUCGAAUUCGGUCGCGGCGCUUGGAGUAUUGUCUACAAGGCCCGCUCAAUACCAAGUGUAUCAACUAUCCAUACUCCACCCAGCUCACCUAUCGCCACAAGCCGUGUCUACGCUGUUAAGGCUCCUCUGCGCCGCGAUGCGCGUCCAGUCCUACAGUCCGAAGCGCUGACAUUGACGCGCCUGAAUCUGACAUCGGGGUAUGAGCGGUACAUCGUCCCGUUCCACGGAUACCACUCCGAUACCGAGGCACUGGUCAUGACAGCCGUUCCACUGGCAUUAUCAACAUACAUCGAAGACCAAGCCGAUCUGCUUCGAAAGCAAGGUCCAUCAACAGCGACGAUGUUCGAUCCUGUCCAAGGACCUGAUUCUUGGCGUGAUCUCGCCCGUAAGCUUAUCAGCGGGUUGGAAUGGUUACACAAAACCGCCGGCAUAAUCCACGGUGAUAUCAAGCCGCAUAAUCUGCUCUUGAGACCCAUCCCGGAUGACAGCUCGGAUGCAAGCACUUUGCCAUACGAGCCGCUAUUCGCCGACUUCUCUUCUGCGCUGGAUCUUACGCCCGAUAUCCCAGGCCAGGAUGCCAGUCAUACGUCCAUGUCGGCGUUUACGCCACCGUUCACCGCGCCGGAACUGCUGUCGCUUAAGGCGCUGAAGUCGGGGGAGGCUGUGCCUUCGCCGGCUUCGGAUGUUUUCUCCCUUGCUGCGACGCUGGUUGCGGCUGCUACCGGGGAUUUGUUGUUGUACCCCGGUUCAAGUAAUAUGCAGCGGUUGGCGAUGGCGAGGGAUGGACAUCGGAUUUUGGAGUUCACGAGGUGUGGUACGAAUGGUUCGCGGGUUCCGCGGGCCGGGUUCGUGGAGAAGUUACUUUCGCCUGCUGUUGCCAAGGACCCGGUGGAGCGGAUCGACACUUCGGACUGGGUGGUUAUGGCAUUUGCUUGA